ACACAAACAAGUGAAAGUGGGUCAGAGCGUCAGUAUCUGAAGCUGAAGGCAGGCUGCAGGAGAGAAGACGAGUGUCCGUCCGGUUUGUUCUGAAGAUGGAGCGUUUGUUUCUGCUUUGCUCUGGUCUGCUUGUGACGACAGUGACGUCCCAACACAAUGUAUGUUCCCGACCUGAACUGCACAAUAACAUCGAAACGGCUGGGUUUCAGCGGUUCUUCAGCCCCGGUGUGGAGUUGGCUCUGUCCUGUAAACAGGGAUAUACUCCUGUGUUGGGCCCACGCAAGAUCGUUUGCACCAUCAAUGGACAGUGGACAAGCACCAAAUUAAAAUGCAUACCAAAACAAUGUCCAUAUCCUGACUUAAUCACUAAUGGUGAAUUAUCUUAUGAGGAGACACAUUACCAGAGUUUGAUCAACUACACCUGCCACGAAGGGUACAUAAUGACUGGAUCCAGCUCAGCAGUGUGCCAAGCCAAUGGAACGUGGAGUUCACCCGCACCAGAGUGCAUUCCUGUAUCCUGUGGUCUCGCUCCAGUCCCCCUGUAUGGAAUGGUCAUUUAUAAUAAGGUGGUCAGAGGAAGCACAACCGAUUACGGCCUCACAGCGCAAUACAUUUGUAAUCCCCCGUAUGCGCUUUUCGGCAACCCGGUUGCAGAGUGCACUGCCGCUGGUACCUGGACCGAGGCACCCGAGUGUCAAGUGGUUACCUGCCCUCCACCAGAGAACAUUGAGAGAGGCUAUAUGUCAAACAAUGAGAACAGGGAGUUUUUCUUCAAGGAAACAGUCAAAUAUGACUGCGAGAGCCCAUAUGUACUGGAAGGUAGUCUGGAGGCUGUUUGCCUGGAGACUGGAAAGUGGUCUGAAAAGCCAUCUUGCAAAGCUCCUUGCUCUGUUAACAUACAAAAAGGAAGAAUAUUAUACAAAGGAAAGAAAGUCUGGAUCGAAGACUUCCAGCCUAACCGUGUCUACCACCAAGAAGUCGUCUCGGUCUACUGCAUGAACAAAGCCAUGAACUGUGGAUACGCUGUGUCAACCCAGUGCAUCGAUGGGAUACUAAAAAUUCCUGCCUGCUUCGAAGAACCCGGUGGGGUUGAGUAUACCUUGAAGCCAAACUCUCUUCCAUCAGAGAUCGACCAAUGCUGAAGCGAUAGAUCUCUUCUCUCCUUGGGCUGCAGCAGCAUUUUAUAAAUUUCAAUAAAAGAACAUGAUUUUAA
Fundulus heteroclitus (mummichog) is the source of this 1213-nucleotide messenger RNA. Its product is annotated as beta-2-glycoprotein 1. NCBI's taxonomy places the organism in Eukaryota, Metazoa, Chordata, Actinopteri, Cyprinodontiformes, Fundulidae. The coding region runs from base 96 to 1142 and encodes 348 amino acids. The record is from RefSeq and is a predicted model, not a curated record. The transcript has 8 exons. Gene Ontology annotation, biological process: negative regulation of complement activation, classical pathway.